Lates calcarifer (barramundi perch) is the source of this 2733-nucleotide messenger RNA. RefSeq names its product solute carrier family 16 member 1a (gene slc16a1a). Lineage: Eukaryota; Metazoa; Chordata; Actinopteri; Centropomidae. Gene Ontology annotation, biological process: transmembrane transport; monocarboxylic acid transport. Gene Ontology annotation, molecular function: monocarboxylic acid transmembrane transporter activity. The record is from RefSeq and is a predicted model, not a curated record. Bases 428 to 1798 code for a protein of 456 amino acids. Gene Ontology annotation, cellular component: membrane. The transcript has 5 exons.
GAGAAAGUAUUGUGGGGGCAAGGCACUAAGCCUCCCACAGCCAAUAAGAAGUUGACUGACCUCACAGUUUAGCUCCAUAGUGUCCAGAUCGUCCAGCUGUUUGAUCUGGGCACUGAAUGAACUCAACUUUUCAACUUCACCUCAGUCACUGGAAACAGAUGAAGUCUGAGGCUGAGGUGCCACUGGCAACUUCUGGACUGUCACAGUGGAUACAGACCCACAGAUCACUUCUGGAGUAUCUGUGAAAUAUAUGCUGUGAUUUUUUAUUUCAUACAUAUUCAGAGACACUCAGUCCCAUUCAGUGAUGUCUACAGUGUGUUAACGUGCCUCAGAGACUUCUACUUAUCUGCAGAGCUCAUCUGGCCUUGGUAAGGUCCUUGCAUUUGUAAAACCUGUUGAAUUUGAAGAGGAGUUUUUGUGAGCAAAAAUGCCUGCUGCCAUCGGUGGACCUCAAGGCUAUACCCCACCUGAAGGUGGCUGGGGAUGGAUGGUGGUGAUUGGGGCCUUCAUUUCUAUUGGCUUCUCUUACGCAUUUCCGAAGUCCAUCACAGUCUUCUUCAAAGAGAUCGAGGUCAUCUUCAACGUGACCAGCAGUCAGGUGUCCUGGAUCUCCUCCAUCAUGUUAGCAGUCAUGUACGGCGGAGGUCCUAUCAGCAGCAUCCUGGUUAAUAAAUAUGGGAGUCGUCCUGUUAUGAUGGCAGGAGGAUGUCUCUCCGGAUUGGGCCUUAUUGCUGCCUCUUUCUGCAACUCUGUUGAAGCAUUGUACUUUUGUAUUGGUGUGGUGGGAGGUCUGGGAUUGGCCUUCAACCUUAACCCAGCCCUCACCAUGAUUGGAAAGUACUUCUACAAGAAGCGGCCCAUUGCUAAUGGGAUUGCUAUGGCUGGUAGCCCCGUCUUUCUCUCCACCUUGGCUCCUUUAAACACCUGGUUUUACGACCAGUUUGGCUGGAGAGGAAGUUUCUUGAUUCUUGGUGGGCUGCUCUUCAAUUGCUGUGUCGCAGGUUCCCUCAUGCGGCCUAUAGGACCAAAACCCAAACCUGCUGAGAAGACCACAGAGAGGAGGACCGUACUGCAGACCAUUAACAGCUUCAUUGACCUCUCUUUGUUCAAGCACCGUGGCUUUUUGCUUUACAUCAUGGGCAAUGUUGUCAUGUUUUUUGGCCUCUUUGCACCCCUGGUGUUCCUCAGUAAUUACGCAAAGAGUAAAGAAAUUCCCAAAGAAAAGGCAGCUUUCUUAUUGUCUGUGCUGGCCUUUGUUGACAUGUUCGCCCGGCCCUCAAUGGGCAUUGUGGCUAACACCAAAUGGGUGCGGCCCAGGAUACAGUACUUCUUUGCCGCCUCUGUGCUGUACAAUGGUGUAUGCCACAUUCUUGCUCCAGUAUCAGUAGACUACAAAGGCUUUGUUAUUUAUGCCAUCUUCUUCGGGUUUGCGUUUGGCUGGCUAAGCUCUGUGCUUUUUGAGACCUUAAUGGACCUGGUGGGAGCUCAGCGCUUCUCCAGUGCUGUUGGGCUGGUUACUAUUGUGGAGUGUGGUCCUGUAUUGUUGGGGCCCCCUUUGCUCGGGAGGUUCAAAGACAUCUAUCAUGAUUACAAGUAUACAUACCAGGGCUGUGGGAUCCUCCUCAUCGUCUCCAGUUUCUUCCUGUUUUUAGGGAUGGGAAUCAACUAUCGACUGCUGAACAAAGAGAAAAAAGAGGAGGAGAGGAGGGCCAGGGUGGGAGGUAGAGAUCAAAAGUCCAACAGGGACAAUGCUGCCAGAGAGGUAGCAGAGGCAAGGAACACAGAAGACACUGUCUAAUAUUCUGUAACAUAUUAAGUUACAUUCUUGUUCUGUUUAAUGUUGUGUUUGAGGUGUAUUUCCAUGAAAAACAGAUAUUUGUGUGAAACAGAAAGAAGAAACUUUCUUCUGUCUCAUUCAUGAUUCCUCUUCUGUUUCAUAAUGCAUUCCUUUUUUAGGACCACCAUACACAGCCUCAUAUGCAAUUCAUUGUAAAAUAUUUACACGCCUAUUAAAUCCCUUUAAACUCUAAUGAACAAUCCACAUAAAAUACCUCUUUUAUUCCUAUAGGGACUAGUACAUGAGUUUGGUAGACUAUUCAAGUUUGUUUAGCCUUUAAUGUUACUAUAUAUUAGUAGGAUAUUCUUUUCUUUUUUUUUAUUUUUAUCUCAGAUGGUAUCACUGUAGCUUACUAUAUAACUUACUAUGCAAUAAGUUUACUGCAGCACAUUAUUUUUAUAUAGAUAGUAUAUUAACCUUAUAAAAUGUGCCAUAAUAUAAUUAAAAGUUAUUUUUCAACAGGGAACAUGAGCGGUGCAAGGUUGUACUUUUCAGAAGAGACUGCAUUCUCUGUGAAAAGUGCAUAAUUAUAUAUUCACCACGCUUUACUUGUCACACUGCCUCUCAAGCACAUUUAUAGAGACUUUUUCCUGUUUACAAGGACCUGAUAGCACUGUGCAGUUUUUGAAGGUUUGAAAACACCCUUGGUGCCACUACCACCUUGUGUACUCCACAAAUAUAUUCAUACUAAUUCUCAGUUUCUCUUUUAAACAUGUUUUCCUGGCCCAUUUUUGAUGAUGGAUGACAGGAAUUAUCAAUAAUUCUGCGAGUAUAAAACCUUGUUGGGUAGCUUCAUGUAUUCACAUGAGAGGAAAAUGUGCCACUGAUUACAAGUGACUAUAUAUGAAACACAUGUCAGAAAAUCAAAUAAACUGUCAUUAGACAAGAAAAUAAAA